This is a messenger RNA of Monodelphis domestica (gray short-tailed opossum), 7417 nucleotides long. It is a transcript of the gene TOPAZ1, whose product is annotated as testis and ovary specific TOPAZ 1. Gene Ontology annotation, biological process: spermatocyte division. The record is from RefSeq and is a predicted model, not a curated record. Lineage: Eukaryota; Metazoa; Chordata; Mammalia; Didelphimorphia; Didelphidae.
AGUGAGAGUGCGGCCUGGAGUGGGUAGAAAAAGGCGUCUCAGAAAGCUGCAGGGCGGUAGAGAGGUCUGAUGGCUGGGGUUGGGGGGAUGGGGCGCAGGUGAUGAGCCGAGUCCAGGAGAAUGUCUCUCCUGGGCCCGGGGAGGGAGAGGAAGAACACAGAAGAGGCCCUUGAGGUCAGCUCCUGGCCAAAGACAAGGCAGGGGAGGCUUCGAGGUGAGGGCGGUAGGAUGUCACAGGUUCUGUACCAAGGAGCUUCGACGCUGUCCCAGGGCAUGGGAGAACCAGUGCACAAAGGGGUGGGGUCCUUUUGCCCGGCCUAGUGGGGAGCUGGCAAAGGGAGGACGGAGUCCUCUGCUCUCCGACCAAGGGCGUCACGGGUAGGUGGCCAGCCCUGCGCCCGGCUGAGGUCCGAUCUAAAAGGCCCAAAGGGCCAACAGGGAGGACAGAGGGAGGGCUAAAUGUCCAAGGCCCAGUGGGAUAGGAGCUGAGGCGCCCAGCCUGGCCGGAAGGGGUGGUGCCCCACGAGGUGGAGGCGGGGCCUGGUGCCCUCUGAAGGUACUCGAGGCGGCCGUUGUGCUGAGGCUGCUGGGAGCCCAGGAGACGAGGGGUGAGAGGGUAAAGGCAGCUCUGAGGGACACGUCUUAGAGUGGGCCCGUCACACAGGGGGCGCUCCAUAAGUGCUUGUUGUCCGGCUCUAGUCCUCUAUGCAAGGAAGGAGCCUUACAGGGUAGCACAGUGUCUCUUCCCUGCUGGGGUCCUCCUCGGCACUGACAGGCCUCUUUCCCACUCCCCUUGGGCGCAGCCCUAGCUUUCAUUCGGGAUGUUGCCUGACUGAUGGGGCCGCUCCUGCUCCCCGACCCCGCACCUCCCCAGGCCUUCCUGGGUCGGCCUCGCUUUCACUACUGUGACUGACUGACAGGUCUUCCUACCCUUCUCCUUCCGCUCCCACCCAGCGCUGGCCUCGUUUUCGCUCUGGAUGCCGCCUGACUGACAGGUCUCUCUUGCUCCCCUCCCUCCCCCCCUCCCCCACCCCGCCCGCUCGCUUCCCCCAACCCCCUCCCUGCCUCGCUCUCGCAGCACGCCUGACUGACAGGGCCCUAGGCUAGGCAGGCCAGAGAGAGGGAGAGGGAGUGCCCCGCGUCACUUCCGCUUCCCGCCGGCUAGCCCAUUCUGUGUGGAAAGCACGAGCCGCGAGCGCGGGAGAGAGAGGCUGGCUCGAGGCAGGGCGCGAGGCGGCGGCGGCCGGAGCCGGGGCGCACGUCGGGGCAGCAGCGGCUUGGGGGCGGGGCGGGCCAUGCCGCGGUUGAGGUCGCGGGGCUCGAGGCCCGCGCGGCCCGGCGGCAGCGGCGACGACGACGGCGGCGGCAGCGACGAGGCAGAGCGGGAGUCGGCGUCAGGCCGCCGCCUGUGCACUCGGGCCUCGGCCUCGUCGGCGGGCCCUGGCCCGGAGCCCGCCUCAGCCAAGCGGGACAAGAGGCGGCGGAGGCAGCGGCGGGCCCGGGAGGCUGUGGCGGCCGCAAGUGCGGCGGCCACAACUGCGGCUGAGGAGGAGGUGCCGCCGCGGCGGAAGCGGGGCCGCAGGCCCGGCACCAAGGAGGCCCCGCCGGAGCAGCCUCGGGGGCGCGGGCCCUGUAGGGGCCGCAGCCAGAGCCGCAGCCGCAGCCGGGGCCGGAGAGGGGCAGCAGCCUCCUUGCCCACGGGACCCCGCCGAGCUGGGAGCGAGGCCUCAGGCGAGCAGAGCCUCAGCGCCGGGGCGGGUGGCGGUGAAAGGAAGGAGAGGAAGCGGCGGAGGCGCAGCGGCAGCGGCAGCCGGAGCCUCGGAGGGCGGGGCUUGCCCUCCCGGGCCUCAGAGCAGCAGCCACCGCCUCCCGGGGCCCCGGCCGCAGCCAGCCCCGAGCCGCAGCUGGAGUCCAAGGAGAAAGCAAAGAAAAAAAUUAAAGAAGGUUCAAGUGGAAAAGAUGAACUUCAGCCAGCAACUGACUUGAAUUUCCCAGGGGAUUGUAGCAUGAAGGAAUCAUUAAUCAGUUCUGAGUCUUUUCAAACAAUGGAGCCCAAUGGAAUUAAAAGCAUGACUUUAAUGCAGACUUUGGGCAAGGAAGAUUUGGUACCUUGUAAUAAAAGAAAAAUUAGACUCACAAAACCUAAAGGUUUGGAAAACCCAUCUCCCAAAGUAACUGAAAAUAAGGAUGCACAGAACACUCUAGCAGAGUUCCAAGAUGGACUGUGUAGGGAGAAUUCCAAUUAUUCUCAUAACAGCCUGUCACCUACAGUAGAAACAAGUACAGUGAUUAAAAGUGAUUAUAAUUGCCAACCCUUUUUAAAGGAUUCUAGUGAUGGAAGAAACUCUGCUUAUAAAAGUGAGCAUGGGCAUGUAGCAGAAAUGGCCACAAAGUUAAAGAGAGAAAAUGUGGAGAAGAGUGAUAUGAAUGGUAGCCCUCAUCUUCUGCAAAGUGAAGAAAAUAUUGUGGGAGUAAAAAAAGUGUUAGAAGGGAACAAAGAAGGAUUACACCAGAAUAGAAAUAAUGGUACAUUUUCUUGUCUUCAAAAUACAAAAAACAAGCACUCCAAGGAAGUAAAAAAAGGGGUUGGGAGAAAACCCAGGAAAAGGAUGAGAUUGUCUGAAAAAAUGGAUGAAACAGUCACUGAGAUAAGUUUCCCAAAUAUAGAUAAUAAAUCAGAUGAAUUAUUGUUGCAAGCAAAGCAAAUGUUCACAGAAAGCAAAGAAACUUUAGAGUUUAAGACAAAUUCAAUUGCUUUAAGGAAGGGUUCCUCUAUAAUGGAUAAUUCUCGAAGUCCUCAGGAAGUUACUGAAGAGAAGAAUCACAAGAAGAUGAGUUCAAAACACCAUGCAAAUGAUAUAGUUGAGAAAACAUUUGAACCUUGUAGUAGAAAAGAAAGAACUAAGACUGUUGCAGAGCCCUUUGAUCAUAAAAGCACAAAGCGGGAUGAACACCUUAAGUUGGCAAAAAGCCCUGUAGUGAAAGUAUCUCAUGAUAUAUUUGGUAUUCCUAUUUAUCAUUAUGUUGAAAAGGAAGCUUCAGAAGAAACUGAGGAAUUCAAGUUAAGCUGUAGAAGAAUAGUUCCAAUGACUGGUAAAAGAAUUUGGCCUUGUUAUUCAUGUGCCAGGACAUCUGUUUGGUCUCAUAAAAAGGAUACCUUAGUUGAAUCAAAUGCCUUUCCUUCUGGGUCUCAAGAAAAUUUAUGUCAAGAUAAUUCUGAUAGGCUGCUUUUAAGUAAUGAACACCUAGCUGAUAACUCCAAAUUAAUGUUACAGAAUUUUGUUAUAGAGACAAAGAAAGUACCUUCAAGUAAAGAAAAGGUGGACAUAAAAGCAGAGUUUUUGUCUUCCAUUACUACAGGAACAUCUCCUUCAAUGGAUAUAGAAGAGCAUAUAAUCAACAGUAACAAAAAAGGGAAGUCAGAAGAUCUGAGUAGAAUUGAAUCAGAAGUGAUUUCUAAUGGCAGUGAAAAUAAUCAUUUCACUAAUAUGACCCUACACUUGGCAGUAAAUCCAAGAAAAGAUAAAGGAAUUUCAACAAAACUUAAUCUAUCCACUUCUCAAGAUAAUCAGGAUAUAAACAAUAAUGGGGGCAAAAUUAUGAGGCGGAAAGCAGCUCUUGCCCAACAGACACUUGCAGUGCCAAAUUUAGUGAAAAUGCUAAACACUGGACGGCUGACAAACUUUAAAAUUCCUUUACUCAAGAAUAAAACAGAACCUAAAAAGGAGUUAAAUGUUAAAUCAGAGAAAGAAGCCUAUAGUCCCCUAGAGCUCCUUGACAAUUUGUCUACAACAGAGAUUAGGCAGAAUAGGAUGAAAGAAAUUGACUGUACAGUAAAUCCAAAUCAGCAGUCUCUUGGUAUCCCAGCUGAUGUUACACUAAUGCAAGCCAAUCCUGAUGAGAUCUGCAGUAGAAACUCCAGUACUGUUUCUCAGAGCUCCUUGAAGCAAGCUAAAACCAACCCACUUGACCAACUUUCUGAAGUUGGCACAGAAGCUAUAUCUCCUAUCUGUGAAAAGAAUGAUUUUUCUUCUGAUUCCAGGUAUACAAAGAAAAGCCCUACAUGCUCACCUUCUACAGAACCUCAUUUGUUUGAUUCUUUUAUUUCCUCUGGAGAAGUUGGUGGGGAAGCAUCUAGAAAAAGCUUUGCAGAAAUUAAAGUAGAUUUUCCAGAUAUUCUUCAAGCUUAUGAAGAUGAUGUCCUUGUAAUUGAUGUAAUUCAAGAUGAUCCAGACCUCUUUGGAGUUGAAGGGGAACCUUUGUUUACUUCAGAUGAUGCUCUUAAAAACCAAGAACCUACUGGUGCUGAAGACUACCAAGAAAUUGAUUCAAAGCCUAUGAAACUACCAGAGAAAAGAGAGCCAAGCAAUGACUCUAGGUAUGCCUGUCAGCAUGUAAAAAGAGAAUUUCCUGCACAGGACCAUGGAUCAUUGACAUCAGAUAUCUCUUCCAAUGCUUCAUUAAUAACUGCAAAUGAGAUUAAACAUGAUUCUCCAGUUCUGAGUGAUUCUUUGGGAAGAAUUACUAAUGAGACCUCUGAGGAUGAAAAACCAGCCGAGUUAAAUGAGCACAAAAAGGGGCUGGAUGUAGAUGAAAAGUGUAAAUUUUCAAGUAGUGUGGCAAUAAAAGAAGAAAAAGAAAAUAUUUAUGAAGUUGAGAAAAGCAAGGAUUCUAAAUAUGCAGAGAUUCUCACGGGUGAGCGUCAGAUAGCAUCUCUGUGUCCAACAACCCCAUGCCUGCCAAUACCUUCUUUGAAUAUAAAAGCUCAUCAGGAUGGCACAAUCCUGAAACCCUGGAUGAAUGAUUUUAGAUUUUCAGGGAAAUAUCCUCUCCUGAUGUUGCAAAAUCCAGAAAAUUGUGAAAUUUUUAAAAGGGAAAAAAAUGCAGGGAUGUUCCAGAAGUCCCUAGGAUUGAUGAUGUUACCUCAUGGAUAUUGCAGAUAUCAUUUUAAUACAUUACAUGGCUGUGAUCGAUCACUGUGUAAAUUUACCCAUGUUCUUGAACAAGCGCAUGAAAAGGUCUGCAUGGAAAUUCUUAAGAAAUAUAUAAAUAUCGGUGAGGUGUGCUUGCUUCAACGUGCAGUAAACCUAUUUAUGGAGUACUACAGAAAGUUUCCUCCUGGGGUCCAUUUUGAAUCACAAGUGCUAAAUGACCUUCUGAUUUCUUUACUCAAGCACUGCUUAUUGAAAGAAGUGUUUCAGGUAGUGAAUAUCAGCAUAAUGGUCAAAAUGUUGCCUGCUCUAAAAGUAUUAAUCAAAGUAUUUGAGCAUGUGGCAUCUAUGAACUUAAGGAAUGCUGUGCCAACUCUCAUUGAGAUAUUUUGCAAGCUUGUAGAAGCUGGGAUGAUUCUUGACUCUGAACAUUUUAACUAUCUCAUUAAGCUCUUAUACCAAGUACAGGCUUCCAAACAAGAAAUAAACGCUGUCCUAGAAAUGAAAUCCAGGUUACGGGUGAGACAGUUUAAAAAGAAUUGGCUCUCUGACUUAAAUUCAGCAAUUACUGAAAUAGAGCAUUGUAAAGAAAAAGGUGAUUGGACUAGCCUGGGAAAUUUUUACAUUAAUGUAAAAAUAGGUUGUGAAAAAUUUGCAGAUCUUGAGAGAUUUUCAGCUUACAUUGCUAACGCAUUAACAAAAGAUUACAAGGAAGAAAGACAAGGAAUUCCUUUUUGUGAAUUUGCUGAUACAGUUAGCAAAGAUCCCCAAAACAGUGAGAUUGAUAAGACUUUACUGGGAAGAAUUGGGAUCAGUGUAAUCUACUUUUAUCACAAACUACUACAGUGGUCUAAGGGAAAGAAGGUGCUUGAUAAACUGCAUGAGCUGAAAAUCCAUUUCACAAGUUUAAAAGGACUUGCUGGCCCUGAGAAAUUAGCAUCACGAUGCCAAAUUGUUAAUGUAGCAGCAGAAAUUUUUCUUAAAAGUGGAAGUAUAGAUGGCGCCAUUUGGGUAUUGAGGGAGUCUGAAUGGAUAAUAAAUACACCACUGUGGCCCUGUGACAGGAUGGAUGUCCUCAACAGACAUAACCUACUCUGUACAAUUGCAUAUGAGAUCUUAGCCAAGAACCUUUACCGACAAACAUUUGAAGUUCUUCAGAACUUACCUGGUUUCCAAAAUUCUCAAGAAACUGUGGAGGUCUCGCAGUAUAACCUUCUUUUUAACAAGCUUCUAGAUGCUUGUAUAGAAAGCAAUAGUCUGGGUGUGUCAUCUUCUGUAGCAGAAUUCAUGUUUUCAAAGAACAUCCCUAUUGAUUUUUCUUUUCUCAGAAGAUUAAUUACUGCUUUAGGGAGAAGUUGUUUAUGGCCAAAAGCCAGAGCCCAUUACAAAAGUGCUCUGUCACUGGGCUGUUACCCACCCUUGGAGGGAAAUUUGUACCGAAAACUUCUGCUGAUUCCUUCCUACUUGUCUGAGAUUGAAAUGCUCUUAGCUAUUGAAAUUUUUCUAGUAUCUAAUGCUAGUAGUAUUCAGAGUCCUGGUGCUUCUUCCCAGACCCUGCAGAUAGUACUGAAAAGGUGUGAAGAUGACAAAGUACAGACUACGGAUGACUACCGAACAGCAGUGGAAAGACUGGUCCAGGCUGCUCGGAUAUCAGACCCAAAGCUUUUCAUUAAGCACAUGACCGUGAAUAUCACCAUGGAACAGGUUUAUAGUUUGGAACAUUGUUCUGCCUUGAAAUGGUUGAAAGAGAAUAUGAAAUGGGCUGGGAAGGUUUGGCUUUUUCAGUAACUAUUAGGUUAAAAAGACUUUUUUUUUUUAAGUUCCAGUAAUCAUUGUUGAAAAUGAAUGGUAAUAAAGACAGUUCUCACUGUACCCAGACUCAGUGAUUUAUAUACAUGGCACAAUAUAUAUGUGACAGGUCUGGACCUGUAAUUUCAUUUGUUAAAGGGAUUUUCUUAAUCUCUCCCUCUGUCUCCUUAAGAGGCAAGAGAGGAGAAUUUCUAUGUAGAGAAGAACUGACAGGGGUCAGUGAGCCACAGCUGAAGAUUCCAUUACCAAGGAGAUGAGGGGAGAGAUAAGGAACACUGGCAGUUGAGGCCUUUUUGCCUCUGGAUCUCAAGAGAUAAGGAGGUCUAUCUCUGCUACUGGCAACUGGCAGUUAGGCAUCUUUGCCUCGAGAUCUCGAGAGAGCAGGAGGUCUGACUCUGCUUCUGGCAGUUGACUACUGACAGUUGAGUGGUAGAAAUAGAUUGAAGGAGUUUGUGGGUGGUGAAUGUCUGAUUAGUUAGGAAGAUAGGUUAUUAAUAAAUUAAUUUUAGAUAGUGUAGGUUAGAUAGGCCUGGACUUGCCAGACAAGAAGAAGAUAGAAGUAGGGAUUUAGAUAGUAUUAGGAAUUUAGCUGUAGUCAUAGGGUAUUAGAAUAAUCUCCCUUUCCUCCUUUUCUGUUUUCUAUCUGUAUUUCUUCUCAAAUUAAAGUGUUUUAUUCA